CCCACCCCCAGGCCGGCCCGGGCCUCCUGCCCUGGAGCCGACUCCCGCGCCCGGGCCCCGGUCUGUGUCCCCUGCCCCAGCCCGCACACCCCGCCGGAGGCGCCCGUCCUCGCCGCCUCCCUUCGGACGGGCUGAGUGAUGGCGCCUCGCACUCUGGAGACUCUCUGGGUUUGGGCGUUAAAUCAGCCACCACCUUCCAUCCCACUCCCUUCGGGCUCCACUUCCCUCUAAUUCCCCAUCUGGAUCCUUCUCCGCCCAGCCCUUGCCCCCGCCGGCAGGUCCGAAAGCCCCCCCCCCCCCCCAGCGGCGGCGGCGGAGCCGUUCCCGUGGUAGACUUCCUGGCUGACCUCCUUGGCCAGAGGGGCCUGGCCUGGCACCCAGCUCUCCUGCGUGGCCCGCGGUGAGACGUGGGCGGCCCUCCAUCCUCUCCAGCCGUAGUUUGUGCAUCAUUAUUACAGUUGGGGACCCAGCUCGUGGGUAACCCCUGCCGCUGCUUCUCCUCCUACCCCCUCCUAAUUCCAGUUGGGUGUGUUUUUUUCCCCCCAACUCUCCGCAAAAUCUUCACUAUUUCCCAUUUAAAAGAACAGAAGCCCGCAAUGGUUAUAGCUGUUGUUAUUUUAUUACUCUCCCCCAGGAGCUCCAGGAGAGACUUCAUCUUGCAUCCUGAUGCUAGUUUGGACUCCAGGCUUCCUGCUUUGUGCCCUUUCCCGUCUCUCUGAAAGCUGGAGGGUGGGGGUGGAGGUCGUAGCCAUGCUGCCCGGUGGGGAGCAGUUGAAGAGACUGGGGCUCCCCAUUCAUGACCUUAGGUCUUAGGCUGACCCUAGGCUCCAGAGCACAAGUGCUCCCCAGAAGAAAGCAGCUACUCCCUCAAAGGAGGGUGGCCAUAUAAGGAGUUGAUAAAUAGGACCUGCAAGGCUUUGUCCAUAUCCUGGGUUUGUGAUCCUUAACAAAGACUAUUUGUGAAGGGAUCUUGUCCUACCUUCUCCAGCCAGGGAUGGGGAGAUAUCUGGGCGGGGCCGUGGCUGUCCAGUCCCGGCCCCUCCCUUCACCUCUGGCCCAGGACACUCCUCCCCUGGGAAUUUUGCCAGCUUCCAGGAAUGCUGGGGGCGUUCAGGGCAGCCUGCCCAGCCUGAUACUCACUGUCCUUGCAGAUGGGGUUGGCGAGGACCUGGCACGCAGCUGUGUAGUACCUGGAGUCAGCAGCACCUACCGAAGGAUCCCGGACGCUGUUCAAGGUUGCUCCCUGGACUCCUGGAAAGGGGAUGGCCAGCUGAGAGGUGUCAGGAGGCAGGAGCCACUUCUCAAACUGGCUUCUCGGGACUCUGGAGUGGAGAUGGUGGUUGGGGACAGCCCCCUGGCCACCUCACCAGGUCUUCCUCAGGACUCUCUGGACUUUGAGCCCACAGGGAGCCCUGAUCCCCGGGCCCUUGCUGCCAUGGAGCCUCCUGCCCACCUGAGCCGGCUCCUGGCCAACCGUAAGCUGGAGCAGGUGCUGGAGCGGUCCCGCCAGCUCCCGACUUCCCCUGUCGGCAUGUCACAACACCACUACUCCCUGAAGCCACCUAUCAAGCCUGAAUGUGAAAUGCCCCCUUUUGGAGCAGGGGAACAGGAGGCCACUGAGGCAGAAACUGACCUAGAGGCAGGUCUAGAAGGAGCAGAGGUGGUGGGGGGCCUGGGGCCUAAGGCCUGGGCCUGUCUCCCAGGGCAGGGUCUCCGCUAUCUGGAACACCUGUGCCUAGUGCUGGAGCAAAUGGCAAGGCUCCAGCAGCUCUACUUGCAGCUGCAGACACAGAGGCCCCCAGGGGCAAGCGAGCUGCAGGUCGGGCAGGAUCCUGAAGCGGUGGAGGGGGAGUGGGGGGAGCAGCAGCAGCGGCCACUGCCACCAGCCCUGGACCCUUCGCCUCCACCUUCUUGUGCCCCAGGCGGUGAGGUACAGGAACUGCUCAGCCAGACCCAGGAGACAGGGGUCAACACAGCUUCACCCCUAAAGGUAGGGGUUCCCGGUGCCAACCCGCCCAGGCUUUUAGAGGCUUCAGCAGAGCCAGCUCAUAUCUUUCCAUCCUCCCAGGGACACAAGCGGGAUCUCUCCCACUGGAACAAGGUCAAGGUCCUGCUCAACCGGAUCCGUUGGAGAAGCUCGAAACACUCUGAGUCCUCUGCCCCUCCUGAUGGCCCAGCCCCAAGGAUUGAGUCAAGGGGUGUCCCUGAAAGACCUCCAUUCCAGCCCCUCCGGAAGACCUUUAUGCCAUCAUUUGUGGUUAAGAAGCAACGAGCCAAAAACCUUUCUGUAUGCUGAGAAUUCCUGGCGCAGGGACAUGACCUUGGGUGGAGGGGUGUGCAGUGCAGUCAUCUUCCUCGCCCUUUGCCCUGUUACUGUUUCUGGGCACUGCCAGGAAAAGCUGCUGAUGCUCACCCUUCUCUCUGAGGAGAAGGCUGGACCUUUCUCCUCUGGGCAGCCUGGCAGAGGAGCCCUGGUUCCCUGAGUGGCCCCAGGGUGUGGCAGCCCCUGGGCGCCUUGCUGGUUGCCAGAAAUCCCUGGGCCUAGACAAUGUGAACUAACUUAUUUAUCAGGAGUCCAUGGAGCAUGUUUGGCCUGGUGAUCUAUUGGGGCCUAGCAUGUCGCAGAUGUGUAUUUAUGCAAAGUGAUACGUGUAUCUCUGCAAGUCUGUCACUGUUGUGAACUGGCUGGAUCCAACCAUGUCUUCUGAAUCAUGCAUUCAAAGGGUUGGUCUGGGUGAGGUAAAGGAUGGCCACCUUCAUUCCUCAGUGGGCAGUUACUGAUUUGGAAUCUUGCUUUCCUCCUCACACCCUCGUGGGCAGCCCUAAGACAGAGAAGGGUGCUAUCUUGGGUUCCUCUGCAUUGAGUCUUGCCUCUGGAGCAGAGUCCCUGAAGACUGAACCUGGAAUAGAAAGGUCAGGGACAACAUGGAGAAUAGCAGAGUAAUCUUCAAGGUCUGCCUUUAGCUGCUUUGGUCCCUAAUAACCUUAACACAUCAGAGUUGAAACCAGAGACUCAUUCUAGCUUUUGACUCUAGACUCAUAGCUUUCUACUUAAUCUCCCAAAUGGUCUAAUGAUACCUGUCUUACCUACCUCACAGUCUUAUUAAUGAAGAUAAAACGAGUUGAAACUGU
Molecule: messenger RNA, 3132 nt
Organism: Lynx canadensis (Canada lynx)
Lineage: Eukaryota; Metazoa; Chordata; Mammalia; Carnivora; Felidae
Gene: CB1H8orf58
Product: chromosome B1 C8orf58 homolog
Exons: 6
Coding region: 995-2296 (433 amino acids)
Source: RefSeq, a predicted model, not a curated record